This is a messenger RNA of Gaeumannomyces tritici R3-111a-1, 690 nucleotides long. RefSeq lists its product as hypothetical. The record is from RefSeq and is a predicted model, not a curated record. Gene Ontology annotation, molecular function: acyltransferase activity, transferring groups other than amino-acyl groups. NCBI's taxonomy places the organism in Eukaryota, Fungi, Ascomycota, Sordariomycetes, Magnaporthales, Magnaporthaceae. The transcript is spliced from 2 exons. The coding region runs from base 1 to 690 and encodes 229 amino acids.
AUGAUGACAUACAAUCAAGAUAACCGCGUGCCCGACGAGGACGAUUUCGUCGUGGUCAACACUACCCUCCCGUCGCUCCCGCUCCCCAGGAGCGCUGAACGGGCUGAUGUGGUCACGGAGCGUCUCGUCCUGAGGGCCCUGAGGGCGGAGGAUUUGAACGCCGUUCACGUGCUGCGGACGCAACCAGAGGUCAUGGUGUGGACGUCAACCGGCCGAGGCGACAAGGACAUGGCCGAGACGCAACACAAGCUGGACAAUUACCUGCCGCCCAACGACGUCGAGACUUUCAACUGUGCCAUCUGCUGGCGGGAAACGGGCGAGCUCAUCGGCAUGGGAGGCAGCUGGCCGGAGCUGGGAUACAUGAUCCGCAAGGAGUUCUGGGGCCGCGGCCUGGCCACGGAGCUGGUCAGGGCGUUCCUCGAGGCGUACGUGAGGCUGCCCCGGGCUCGGGCGCAAAUCAGGGUGGACAGGAGGUCUGUCGUGGCCGUCACGGCGGGCCAGCAGGAGCCCGUCGAGGCGCACGAGGUGCUGGUGGCCCUUGUCGAGGCCUCGAACGAGCGGUCGCACGGGGUGCUGAGGAAAUGCGGGCUGGAGCGGUUCAGUGAGUUUGUCGAGCCCGACUUGAGGGAUCCCUCAAAGACCGUCGGCCUCGUCGCAUAUCGCCUCGUGGUGGCCCGGCCAGGCGUGUAG